Molecule: messenger RNA, 1379 nt
Organism: Equus quagga
Lineage: Eukaryota; Metazoa; Chordata; Mammalia; Perissodactyla; Equidae
Gene: PARL
Product: presenilin associated rhomboid like
Exons: 10
Coding region: 31-1170 (379 amino acids)
Cellular component (GO): membrane
Molecular function (GO): serine-type endopeptidase activity
Source: RefSeq, a predicted model, not a curated record
UCGGGCCAUGGUGGGGCAGAGGUUGGGAAGAUGGCGUGGCGAGGCUGGGUGCACAGAGGCUGGGGCUGCGGCCAGGCGUGGGCUCCGCCGGUGGGCAGCCGAGGCUGCGAGGAGCUCCCUGCGGUCCUGUCCCCGCCGCGGCUGCUCGGACGCAGGUUUAACUUUUUUAUUCAGCAAAAAUGUGGAUUCAGAAAAGCACCCAGGAAGGUUGAACCUCGAAGAUCAGACACAGGAACAAGUGGUGAAGCAUACAAGAGAAGUGCUUUGAUUCCUCCUGUAGAAGAAACAGUCUUUUAUCCUUCUCCCUACCCUAUAAGGACUCUUGUAAAGCCUUUGUUUUUUACUGUUGGGUUUACAGGCUGUGCAUUUGGAUCAGCUGCUAUUUGGCAAUAUGAAUCACUGAAAUCCAGGGUCCAGAGUUAUUUUGAUGGUAUAAAAGCUGACUGGUUGGAUAGCAUAAGACCACAAAAGGAAGGAGACUUCAGAAAGGAGAUUAACAAAUGGUGGAAUAACCUAAGUGAUGGCCAGCGGACUGUGACAGGUAUCAUAGCUGCAAAUGUUUUUGUAUUCUGUUUAUGGAGAGUACCUUCUCUCCAGAGGACAAUGGUCAGAUAUUUCACAUCCAAUCCAGCCUCAAAGGUCCUUUGUUCUCCAAUGUUGCUGUCAACAUUCAGUCAUUUCUCCUUGUUUCACAUGGCAGCAAAUAUGUAUGUUUUGUGGAGCUUCUCCUCCAGCAUAGUGAACAUUCUGGGUCAAGAGCAGUUCAUGGCAGUGUACUUAUCUGCAGGUGUUAUUUCCACCUUUGUCAGUUAUGUGUGUAAAGUUGCCACAGGAAGAUAUGGACCAUCACUUGGUGCAUCGGGUGCCAUCAUGACCGUCCUUGCAGCUGUCUGCACGAAGAUCCCAGACGGGAGGCUGGCCAUUAUCUUCCUGCCGAUGUUCACGUUCACGGCGGGGAAUGCCCUAAAAGCCAUUAUUGCCAUGGAUACAGCAGGAAUGAUCCUGGGAUGGAAAUUUUUUGAUCAUGCAGCACAUCUUGGGGGAGCUCUCUUUGGAAUAUGGUAUAUUACUUAUGGUCAUGAACUCAUUUGGAAGAACAGGGAGCCUUUAGUGAAAAUCUGGCAUGAAAUGAGGACUAACGGCCCCAAAAAAGGAGGUGGCUCUAAGUAACACUGGGCUGGGACGAUACUGGGCGUCUGGUCUGUGCUGCCUGAAGCCCAGGAACGCGUCGGCCCUGGAGUGACCACAUCUUUGCUCCCGCCUGAAGACACCCAGCAGCUAGCUUUCCAAGUGUUAUAAACUAUGUCCCCAGUACAUGUCUUAUAGAAGUGAAUUAUGACAAAGUUGUGAAAUAAAGGUUUGUAUCUCUAGUUUGUAAA